AUGGCUUCUAGAAAGAUUUUUACAACCAUUUUUGUGUAUUAUUUCAUAAGUUUGGUGGGUUCUUGUGACGAAAACUCGUUUUACAACGUCAAAGUGACUCUAAAAGGAGUGAAGGACAUUACAAACAUCACGGGUUGUUUUGAACCCGUAGAAGAUCUGGUGAACGUGUCAUAUAUUCAGAUUAUUGAUGAACAGAUACCAGUGUUGAAGAAAAAUGCCAUACACAGUUUACCAAAGCUUGUAGACAUUGUGCUGGAGAGUAACAACAUUGCUGAAAUAAAACCAGGUGCAUUUCUCAAUCUAACAAAUUUAUAUCUUCUGAAAAUUAGAUAUAAUAGCAUCCGAAAUAUCCAGGAAGGGGUUUUCAAUGGAUUACCACUGACGGAACUGUCCCUAACAAAUAACAGUAUCGAAACCAUUCAUCCCAGAGCGUUUGAUGAUAUGCCCAACUUGAGUGUCUUGUUCUUAAAUGAAAAUAAAAUUACAUUGCUGUCAACUGAGUGGUUCAAAAACAGUCCCAAUGUCGGAAUGCUCAACUUUGAGAAAAACUACAUAACUACCAUUCCUUUGAAGGUAUUUCAAAACGUAAAGGGCGAGCACUUGAUAAGAAACAUUAAUGUACUAACUAACAUUUUGUUAAAUGACAAUGUUAUUAGAAAAAUCGAAGAUGGAGCUUUUGAUGCACUGGAAACGUUGGGCUGGUUGUUUCUUCACAAGAAUGAAAUAGAGGAUAUAAGUGAAGAGAGCCUUGGAUCCUUGAGGGCUAUAGAGUGGGUGAGGUUAGAUCAUAAUAAGUUGAAGUGUGUUCCAGAAAAGUUGGUCCAGAUUUCACCCAAAAUUGUUUACUAUCUUCAAUCCAACCCUUUGACAGAGUUUUGUAUCAAUAAGUAUAAUAUAACAAAAGUAAGAUGA
Molecule: messenger RNA, 912 nt
Organism: Leptinotarsa decemlineata (Colorado potato beetle)
Lineage: Eukaryota; Metazoa; Arthropoda; Insecta; Coleoptera; Chrysomelidae
Molecular function (GO): protein binding
Source: RefSeq, a predicted model, not a curated record